This is a messenger RNA of Dermochelys coriacea (leatherback sea turtle), 1518 nucleotides long. RefSeq names its product G protein-coupled receptor 82 (gene GPR82). Gene Ontology annotation, biological process: G protein-coupled receptor signaling pathway. The record is from RefSeq and is a predicted model, not a curated record. The transcript is spliced from 2 exons. Gene Ontology annotation, cellular component: membrane. The coding region runs from base 110 to 1147 and encodes 345 amino acids. Gene Ontology annotation, molecular function: G protein-coupled receptor activity. Lineage: Eukaryota; Metazoa; Chordata; Testudines; Dermochelyidae.
GUUGGACUGAAAAGGAAAUGCUUCAAACAGAAACAUCUGGUCUUUGAGGUGGAAGGUGCUUGCAGUUUUCAUAGCUCAGGGCGCAUUGUUUCAAGAAAAACUGGGAUUAAUGAAAAAUUCAACAUGUCUUCUUCAACCAUCAUUGGCUUCUACAGUAGCUCUGCCAAUCAUCUAUUCUUUCCUAUUUACUACAGGUGGUUUUGGAAAUAUUCUCUCUUGGUGGAUAUUUUCAAAGCACAUAUCUACAAAAAGAACACAGAACAUCUACCUGACAAAUCUUGGUAUUGCAAAUUUAUUUGUAUGCCUUACGAUGCCUUUUCUCACUGCCUACUUUGCAGAUGGCUAUCAGUGGGAGUAUGAUUCUGUGCUAUGUAAAACAGUAAACUACUUUGGAACUCUGGUUAUGCAAUUUAGUAUGUAUGUCAGCAUUACAAUUUUAUGUUGGACUGCUGUAAGUCAGUAUGCAACACUGAUGAAAAAUAAUGACCACACACAAUAUUCUCCAUCAAUUAAUGAAAACUUCUUCUAUAAAUGUCUACUGGAAAAGUUUCGGCAGCCAAAAUUUGCUAAAUACUUGUGCAUCAGUAUAUGGAUCAUUGUACUGAGUGUAACUGUACCAGUUAUAGUGUAUGAUUUUCAUGUACAGCCUGAUCAUGAACAAGUUGACAGAUGCUACAGCUGGAAGGCAGAAUAUGGCCAACUCACUUCAAAGAUCACAGUUCUUAUUGCUACUGCAUGGUUUUUUUUAUUUUUUAUAACAGUAUUAUUCUCAUACUAUUCCCUUGUCAAUCACCUGAGUAAAAUACAGAAAAAUACUUGCAUUGGAAAGAAACAUCUAAUUUACAAUACAGUCAAAAGAAACAUUUUUGUCAUCCUGCUUAUAUUAACUGUCUGCUUUCUUCCAUAUCAUAUUUUCAGGCCAGUUUCUUAUGCACUUCUUGCUAGUGAAGACUGCCAGAUGAUGAACUAUUUAGUGGAAGCAAAAAACUUUCUUAUUUGUCUUGCAGCUGCCAAAAGUAGUUUAGACCCUGUUGUAAAUCUUUUAUUAGAUAAAAGAUUUAAGAAGAGUCUAUACAAUCGCUUCAGAAAAUCCUCAUCACAAGAUCACAAGCAUACAGCUAAUAUUGAAGAGAUUACACAAAUGUGAAGAAGGAAUAAGUAAAAAUCUUAACAUACUUUAGGACAAAAACUUUUUUGCCAAACAUAACUACCUAUAACAGAAGAAUUCUUUCCAUCCACAAUGAAAAUGAAAUUUACAGGUAAAAGAUGAAUUUAUAGAAUUUUUAAAAAACUGCUUAUGAACAUUAGACCUGUUUAUUCAUGUUUGUAACUUUGCUGUUGCUUGAUGAACCUUUAUACCUCUUACAAUGAAUUGUGCACUAUCAUUUUGCUUACACAAAAUGAAAAAAGGGAUUACAUUUUAUGUUUGAACUAUACACAUUGAUUAAUUCCAAUUUGGAGAAACCAAAGAUAAGGAAAGUGAAGAGAGCAGACAAUAGAUCAAAGGUAAUAACUUGG